Sardina pilchardus (European sardine) is the source of this 9084-nucleotide messenger RNA. Its product is annotated as titin homolog. The coding region runs from base 16 to 7761 and encodes 2581 amino acids. NCBI's taxonomy places the organism in Eukaryota, Metazoa, Chordata, Actinopteri, Clupeiformes, Clupeidae. The record is from RefSeq and is a predicted model, not a curated record. The transcript has a single exon.
GUCGAAGAUGUCAAAAUGACAUCAGAGGUAGAUGAGGAGGAGGUUGUGAUCCCUGACAAGAAAUCUGAAACUUUAGAAAGUGCAGAGGCUGGGACACAUACAGCAGAGGAAGACACACACACUCAGGUCAGUGUAGAGACAGGGAACAGUAGCACAAAGACAGCUCCACAAAAAACACAAGAUGAUGCACAAUCAGAUGAAGAUGCUGAGGAUAAUACAGAGGGAAGCACAACCAUCGAGAGGCGAGUCUUGAGAAGUAGAGCUGUGGGAACAACCACACAAGAGUCAUCAGAUAUGGGAGCAGACGAAGCAGAGGAAAGCCCGGCCACGGGGACACGAGUCCUGAGAAGGAGAGCUGUAGUAAGUACAGAGACUCCCAAACGCAAAUCACAAAGAGGCAGAAAGAAGGCUGUGGAGGAGAGUCCAGCAGUUCCAGCAGAUGAGAAAGCUGAACCAGCAGAAGAGCAGAUGGAGGAGGGGAAAGAAACUGCAGAGGAGACCUCAGAUGAUGAAGCUCCACAAACAUCUCAGAGAGUCCUCAGAGGCAGAACAAAAGCCGUGAAGGCCACACCCAAACGCAAAUCCACCAGACGGAGCACGAGAAAGGCGGCCCAAACAGACAGCCAGCCCACAACUGAGGCAGAGGAAGAAGCUGAUAAAGAGAAUGAUAGUCAACAAGCAAAACCAGAUGAGAAUGCCGAGAUUGAGUCUGAAUUGGAAACCCUGACCGAGGGAAAGGAAGCUGUAGAAGUUGUAGAGGAAAACACUCCAGCUGAUGCAACAGAGGCAGAGAGCCAGGCAGCAGCAGAUGAGUCUACUGUAGACAAAGAAGAAAUCCAACUGGAGAAAGAAGAUGAGACAGUUGAUACAGAGAUGGAAACUGAUAAAGCAAUUGAGGGCGAAGCUGUGGAUGAGGAAGAGACAGAAGCUGCAGAAGCACAAGAGGAAGAUAAGCAAGAAACCAUCGACGAGGCAAAAGAAACAGAGGAGAGUUUAGAACAGGAAGCUGAGGAGACCGCUUCAGAAAUUCCCCCAGUUGUUGCAGGGGACGAAGAGACACCAAAAGAUGAAGCAAGUCCUGAACUGCAAACUGAUGAAGACACAGUCAUAACAGAAGAACCUUCAGUAGCAGACAAGCAGACAGAAGAGGUGAAACUGCAAAGAGCCACUGUUGUCUUGGUUGAUGUGAAUGAGGUAUCGUCUAAACCUGAAUUAGAGGCAGAAAGUGCAGACACAACAUCAGGAGCUGAGGAGAAAGUUGAAGCUGGUGAAGAUGAGACUCCACAGACUGAAGAGGACAAGGACACAACUGAAGACAUGGAUACGACAGUACCACAACCAGACAAACAGGAUGAAAAUGUAGAAGCAACAGAUUCUCAGGUGUCUCAGGAUGAAGUGGGAACAACCACACAAGAGUCAUCAGAUAUGGGAGCAGACGAAGCAGAGGAAAGCCCAGCCACAGGGACACGAGUCCUGAGAAGGAGAGCUGUAGUAAGCACAGAGACUCCCAAACGCAAAUCACAAAGAGGUAGAAAGAAGGCUGUGGAGGAGAGUCCAGCAGCUCCAGCAGCUUCAGCGGAUGAGAAAGCUGAACCAGCAGAAGAGCAGAUGGUGGAGGGGAAAGAAACUGCAGAGGAGACCUCAGAAGAUGAAGCUCCACAAACAUCUCAGAGAGUCCUCAGAGGCAGAACAAAAGCCGUGAAGGCCACACCCAAGCGCAAAUCCACCAGACGGAGCACGAGAAAGGUGUCCCAAACAGACAGCCAGCCCACAACUGAGGCAGAGGAAGAAGCUGAUGAAGAGGAUGAUCGUCAGCAACCAAAAGCAGAUGAGAAUGCCGAGAUAGAGUCUGAAUUGGAAACCCUGACCGAGGAAAAGGAAGCUGGAGAAGUGGAUGCCGAACCCUCAGGUGCCCAGGAAAUUGCAGAGGAAAACACUGCAGCUGAUGCAACAGAGGCAGAGAGCCAGGCAGCAGCAGAUGAGUCUACUGUAGACAAAGAAGAAAUCCAACUUGAGAAAGAAGAUGAGACAGUUGAUACAGAGAUGGAAACUGAUAAAGCAAUUGAGGGCGAAGCUGUGGAUGAGGAAGAGACAGAAGCUGCAGAAACACAAGAGGAAGUUAAUAAGCAAGAAACCAUCGAGGAGGCAAAAGAAACAGAGGAGAGUUUAGAACAGGAAGCUGAGGAGACAGCUUCAGAAAUUCCCCCAGUUGUUGCAGGGGACGAGGAGACACCAAAAGAUGACGCAAGUCCUGAAUUGCAACCUGAUGAAGAUGCAGUCAUAACAGAAGAACCUUCAGUAGCAGACAAGCAGACAGAAGAGAUUGAAGAGGUGAAACUGCAAAGAGCCACUGUUGUCUUGGUUGAUGUGAAUGAGGUAUCGUCUAAACCUGAAUUAGAGGCAGAAAGUGCAGACACAACAUCAGGAGUUGAGGAGAAAGUUGAAGCUGGUGAAGAUGAGACUCCACAGACUGAAGAGGACAAGGACACAACUGAAGACAUGGAUACGACAGUACCACAAACAGACAAACAGGAUGAAAAUGUAGAAGCAACAGAUUCUCAGGUGUCUCUGGAUGAAGUGGGAACAACCACACAAGAGUCAUCAGAUCAUGACACGGAAGCAGAUGAAGCAGAGGAAAGCCCGGCCACAGGGACACGAGUCCUGAGAAGGAGAGCUGUAGUAAGCACAGAGACUCCCAAACGCAAAUCACAAAGAGGCAGGAAGAAGGCUGUGGAUGAGAGUCCAGCAGCUCCAGCAGAUGAGAAAGCUGAAUCAGCAGAAGAGCAGAUGGAGGAGGGAAAAGAAACUGCAGAGGAGACCUCAGAUGAUGAAGCUCCACAAACAUCUCAGAGAGUCCUCAGAGGCAGAACAAAAGCUGUGAAGGCCACACCCAAACGCAAAUCCACCAGACGGAGCACAAGAAAGGCGGCCCGAACAGACAGCCAGCCCACAACUGAGGCAGAGGAAGAAGCUGAUAAAGAGGAUGAUAGCCAGCAACCAAAAGCAGAUGAGAAUGCUGAGAUAGACUCUGAAUUGGCAACCCUGGCUGAGGAAAAGGAAGCUGGAGAAGUGGAUAUCAUACCCUCAGGUGCCCAGGAAGUUGCAGAGGAAAACACUCCAGCUGAUGCAACAGAGGCAGAGAGCCAGGCAGCAGCAGAUGAAUCUACUGAAGACAAAGAAGAAAUCCAACUUGAGAAAGUGUUGGAACCUGAAAAGAUUGUUGAGGAAGAUGCAACAGCAACAGAAAUACAAGAGACUUCAGAUGACCAUGAUAAAGUUGAAAAUGAGGAAACAGCAGAGUCCAAGGAGGAUGCAGAGCAAGAGGAGAUGGAAUUAGAUGUUCCUCCAAAUGAAAAACCAACAGAAAUUGUUGAGGAAGAUGAGGUACCAAAAGAUGAGGAAAAUGACGAUUUAACAACAUCUGUAGCUGAUGAGAAAGGUGAAAUAGGAGAAGAGAAGACACCACAGGCUGAGGAAGAAGAACCUGCAAAUGAGGAAACAGAAAAUGUGACAGAAGAAAUUGAAAAGCAGGAUGCAGCUGUAGACACUGCAGAUACAGAGGUCUCUCAGGAUGAAGUAGGAACAACCACACAAGAGUCAUCAGAUAUGGGAGCAGACGAAGCAGAGGAAAGCCCAGCCAUGGGGACACGAGUCCUGAGAAGGAGAGCUGUAGUAAGGACAGAGACUCCCAAACGCAAAUCACAAAGAGGCAGGAAGAAGGCUGUGGAGGAGAGUCCAGCAGCUCCAGCAGAUGAGAAAGCUGAACCAGCAGAAGAGCAGAUGGAGGAGGGGAAAGAAACUGCAGAGGAGACCUCAGAUGAUGAAGCUCCACAAACAUCUCAGAGAGUCCUCAGAGGCAGAACAAAAGCAGUGAAGGCCACACCCAAACGCAAAUCCACCAGACGGAGCACAAGAAAGGCGGCCCAAACAGACAGCCAGCCCACAACUGAGACAGAGGAAGAGGCGGACAAAGAGAAUGAUAGUCAACAAGCAAAACCAGAUGAGAAUGCCGAGAUUGAGUCUGAAUUGGAAACCCUGACCGAGGAAAAGGAAGCUGGAGAAGUGGAUACUGAACCCUCAGGUGCCCAGGAAAUUGCAGAGGAAAACACUCCAGCUGAUGCAACUGAGGCAGAGAGCCAGGCAGCAGCAGAUGAGUCUACUGAAGACAAAGAAGAAAUCCAACUGGAGAAAGAAGAUGAGACCGUUGAUACAGAGAUGGAAACUGAUAAAGCAGUAGAGGGUGAAGCUGUGGAUAAGGAAGAGACAGAAGCUGCAGAAACACAAGAGGAAGACAAACAAGAAACCAUCGAGGAGGCAAAAGAAACAGAGGAGAGUUUAGAACAGGAAGCUGAGGAGACAGCUUCAGAAAUUCCCCCAGUUGUUGCAGGGGACGAGGAGACACCAAAAGAUGACGCAAGUCCUGAAUUGCAACCUGAUGAAGAUGCAGUCAUAACAGAUGAACCUUCAGAACCGUCAGAGGUGAAACUGCAAAGAGCCACUGUUGUCUUGGUUGAUGUAAAUAAGGUAUCGUCUAAACCUGAAUUAGAGGCAGAAAGUGCAGACACAACAUCAGGAGCUGAGGAGAAAGUUGAAGUUGGUGAAGAUGAGACUCCACAGACUGAAGAGGACAAGGGCACAACUGAAGACAUGGAUACGACAGUACCACAAACAGACAAACAGGAUGAAGAAGGAGAAGCAACAGAUUCCAAGGUCUCUCAGGAUGAAAUGGAAACUCAAGAGUCAUCAGAUCAUGAUAAGGGAACUGAUGAAGCAGAGGAAAGCCCAGCCAUGGAGACACGAGUCCUGAGAAGGAAAGCAGUUGCAAGCACAGAACCUCCCAAACGCAAAUCCCAAAGAGUCAGUAAGAAAGUUGUGGAAGAACCAGCAGAAGAGCAGAUGGUGGAGGAGAAAGAGACCGCUGAGGAGACUUCAGAUGAUGAAGCUCCAUCGACAUCUCGGAGAGCCCUCAGAGGCAGACCCAAAGCAGUGAAGGCCGCACCCAAACGCAAAUCCACCAGGAGGAGCACAAAAAAGGCGGCCCAAACAGAUGAGGAACCUGAGGAGGAGCAUGAUGAAAUUCAACAAUCAAAAGAAACUACAGAGGAAAAGGAGGAGGAACCCCUACCAUCGAAGGAUCAAAGUGAGGACAUUUCUGAAACAGCAGACAACACCGAAGACAAAGCAGGAGAAGAGGAACCUGUAAAUGAGGAGGAGAGUCCUCAGGAAAAUAUUGUUGAGCAAGAGGCAGAAGGGAUGGUGUUGGAAAUCUCAUCAGAUGAAAAAGAUGCAGAGGUUGUAGCAGAUGAGGCACCAAAAGAAGAAGAAACAGCUGAUGUGGCCCCUACUGAAGAUGUGGCCCCAGAAAAUAAUGACUCUCUAGUUACUGAACAGCAAAUUGAAGAAGGUGCCACAGACACUGUUCCUGAGGGGACAGAGCAGGAUGAUGUGGAAAAAGAGAGCAAAUUAGAAGAGGAGAAAAUGACUGUAGAUGAAGUCACUACAGAUCAACCCUCAGCUGAGAACAAUCAGAAAGAGGAAACAGAGGAGGCAAAACUACAGAAAGCUACUGUUGUCUUAGUGGAUGUGUCUAAAGAUUUACCUCAACCAGAUUUAGUGACUGAAGAGGAGGAUAAUCAAGAUGAAAAUGUAGAAGCAACAGAUUCUCAGGUCUCUCAGGAUGAAGUGGGAACAACCACACAGGAGUCAUCGGAUCAUGAUAUGGGAGCAGAUGAGGCAGAGGAAAGCCCAGCCAUGACCCCAAGAGUCCUAAGAAGGAGAGCUGUUGCAAGCCCAAAGCCUCCCAGACGCAAAUCCCGAAGGGUCAGUAAGAAAGUUGUGGCAGAACCUGCAGAGGAGGAGGAGGAGGAGGAGGAAGGGAUUGCUGAGGAGACCUCAGAAGAUGAAGCUCCACAAACAUCUCAGAGAGUCCUCAGAGGCAGAACAAAAGCAGUGAAGGCCACACCCAAACGCAAAUCCACCAGACGGAGCACAAGAAAGGUGCCGCAGGAGGAGGCAGAGGAGGAGCCUGAGGAAGAAAAUGAACCUGAAGAAGAAAAGGAUGAGAUUCCAGAUUCUGAGGAGCUUCCCAUAGAGAAGGCAGCAGAUGAGGUGACGCAAGAGGAAGAAGUGUCAGAUGAAAAACAAGCAGAAACUGUUGCGGAUGCCUCAGCUGCAUCAGAGCAGAUUGCGGAGGAUGUCACAGGUCAAGAAGGACUGGAUGAGGAUGGUGCUGACAAACAGGAUGCGCUGGAAGAAGAUAAAGUGGUGGAUGAGGAGAAAAAUACUGAAAACACAGAUGCCGCCGAACCCCUGGAAGACGCAGUUGAUAAAGAAGCCAUCUCAGCACAAGAGGAAGAAGCUUCCAUUGAGGAAAGUUCUCCAGAGGAGUCUGAGACCGUCAAAUUGCAAAAAGCCACAGUUGUUUUGGUGGACCUUAAUGAAAGUAGUCCUCCGUCAGAAAUGACAGAUAUUGAGACUAAAGCAGAUGAUGUUGAUGUGGAGGAACCAGAAAUGCCAGCAGUUGAGGUGGCAGCAGCAGCGGUUGAAAGUAUGGAGCGCCAGACUGAAGAAGACAAGGAUGUUGCAGCGGAUGAGGUCUCAGUCCCUGAAGGACAGGAUGAAUUGGCACCGAUUAGCUCAGAUCCAGAUGACACACCAACUCCAAGCCGGAGGUCAAAAGGAAGGCCAAAGAAGAAACGAAGAGCAGCUAAGUCAUCUGGACCAACACAGUCAAAACGUGUUCGAAAACAAGAGGAGGAAGAGGACAGUGAUGUCGACAUGACUAAAGAAGCAAAUGAGGCCACACCAGAGGAAGCUGUAUCUCAGGAAGUAGAAAAGGAAACCCCUGAGCCAAUCAGUGAUUGCACAAAAGAGACAGACCAACCAGAGGAACCUGCAGAUAAGAAUGAGAAGCUUAAACAAGAACAAAGCUCUCCAGACAAAGAAGAGGUGGGCGAUGUGGACAAAGAGGAACUUCCUCCAGUUGUGGUAACCACGCGUCUGAGAAGUAGAACUAUAGCUGUCGAGUCCACUCCCUCAGCAUUAAAUGGAGCCCCCGAGGAACAAGAGGAAACCGAAGCAGCUCCAGCUGCGGAAGUCCAGCAGGAAGACAAAGACGAAGAAAUGGGGGAUGAGGAAACCCCAGCAGAAGAGGAAAAAAUGGAUGCAGGAGCUAGCAUGGAGAAAGAGGAAGGCAUUAAUGCUUCAACAGAGGUGGAGGAUAAGAUUGAGGAAGAGGAGAGAGAGGAACAACAAGUUGAGGCUACAGAGAGUGAUGAAGUGAAUAUCAGUUUAGCCCUAGAACCCGAAGAGGAGGAGGAGAAGGAGGAGGAGGAGGAGGAGGAGGAUGAGUUGGUAUUGAGAGGAAAGUCAGUUAUCGAAACACCCAAACACCGCAAAAACGUCAUUCAGGAAGAGCAGAAUGAUCAGGAGGCAGGCGAAGAAGCACUAGAGGAGGAGGAGGAGGAGGAUGUGCUAGUUUUGAGAGGGAGGUCAGUUAUCCAAACGCCCGGUCGCAAAAUAGCCAUGCAUGAGAGUGAUCAGGAGGCAGGAGAGAAAGAAGGCAGCUCAGAGGAGGAGGAGGAUGUGAUCGUUUUGAGAGGAAGGUCAGUUAUCCAAACACCUGGCCGCAAAAGAGCCAUGCAGAAAGAGGAAAGUGAUCAGGAGGCAACCAACAAGAAAACAAGGGAUAGCGCUGCUCAGGGAAAGAAGAGGACUAAGGUUGAUGUUACACCUUUGCGACGGUCCUCACGCAAAAAAUAGAGCAUGAGAGCUAGAAGGGCACUCAAGCUCAUGGGACCACAUUGUUGUACUAGAAUUAGUCGUGAAGAUAAUAGCAAAAAACGCUCUAUGGAAAUGGUGAUACAACAGAGUUGAGGUCUGUUUUGUGAUUAUAUUUUUGUAUCAAGUUACAAGCUUUUUUCAGUGAUGUAGCAGAAACAGAUAAAUGGUGUCCAGGAGAAUAAGAGGGAGCCAAAAAUAUCUGGCAGUUUUCAUUGGGCUUUUUAGACUGAUUUUUUUUAUGGAUUACAAAUGACACAUUGAUAUAAUUUUUUACAUGACAAAUUAACACAUUGAGAUAAACUCAUUUUAUAUAACAUUUUCUACAAUAUGAAAAACAAAAUAAUUAAAUAAUGUGCAGUUGUAUUCUUCUCAACUGAUUUGACCUUUUGUAUUUUGUAAAUUAAUGCAACAUAAAACUGAAUGUAUCAGUUGUAAUCCUGUAAAAAGUGAAAUUAUUUUGUGUCCCCAAAGCACUGUCUUAGGUGUCAAGAAAUAUCAAAAUUAAGCAAUUAUUUUUGUCAUCAAAUAUCAUUAGCACUCAAAAUAUGAAAAAAGGGUUGUUGUUAUUAUUAUUGUUAUUAUUAUUAUUAUUAUCAUAAUUUUAUAUUUGCUACAUCAUGUGUGCUUCCCUUCACUCCUAAUCUGUAGGUCACUUGCUUUACAUUUACAUCAGUUUUUAGGUCUAAAGACCCCCCCCCUUCAUCAAAAUUCUAAUUUUUUUUGUAAAUACACUUUCUUUCAACUUAGGCCUGUGUCCUGUACCUGAUUCCAAUACUAUUCAUUAUCUGAUAUUCAUACAAACAUACUGUACAUGUGGAAUUACAACAGUCAUCAAUGUUAGCAUCCUUGUGCAGAUUAACUGAAUCAUGUAUGAGCACAACAUUGUAAAUCAUAUACGUUAGAGGGCUUCCUUACACCGCGUUCACACUGUCCACGUCCGUCAACGGAUCUCAUUGACUUUGCAUGGGGCGGACUCGAAAUGUAUUGUGGGUCCGUCCGUUCCUUCAGCUCUGCUGCCUCCGUCAAAAAAGUUGAGAAAUGUUCAACUUUUCAGGCAGCGACGGAUCCCUCAGCCAAUCAGAUUGCGUAUAUGCAAAUAUACAUAGGCAGACAGGCAUUCCGAGAUCCGUCGACAGACGUAGACAGUGUAAACGCGGUGUUACUCAUUUGCAAAGUGUUUUUGAACAGUUAUUGGAAUUUAACAGGGUAAUCAAUCUGUGCUAUAAUGAGGUUGCUUUGUCAAACUGAUAUAUUUUGGUCUGCUAAUUUGAUCCAAUUUUGUUGUCAAUUUCGAGAAAAGGG